AUGUCGUCCGUGAAGAAGGCGCCGGCACUCGAGCAUGGCCCAGCGAAUGCCUUUGAAAAGAUACUGAUGUCGCACCCGGUCUACGAGGCUCAGCUCUCGUUCUGGCGUACGGUCAUCUCUAUAUUCUUCCGUGAGAUCAGGCCCCGCGGGGCGUUCAACAUUCCUAAGGAGGGUCCCGUCAUCUUCGUCGGCGCGCCACACCACAACCAGUUUCUCGAUCCUCUUCUGCUGUCGAUCAAUGUGCACAAAGAGACUAGAAGGAAGGUCAACUUCCUCACCGCGGCAAAGUCUUUGACGAGGCCAGAGAUUCGCUACUUCGCCCAGAUGAUGGGCUCCAUUCCCGUCGCCCGCGCUGCCGAUUAUGCCAAAGCCGGCAAAGGACGCGUAUCCUUGUCCCCAGAAGACGCGACGCUGAUCAUUGGCCAUGGCACCGCUUUCACCGAGGAGUUUGGCCCGCGUUCGCAAAUUAUGCUCCCUAAAUCCGUCGGCUCUUGCCUGGCCGAAGUGGCCGAGGUCCUCUCCGACACCGAGCUCAGGCUGAAGAAGGAGUUCGGCGGCGAGAGUGGCAAGACUACCGGUCGAGUGCGCGAGAAGCUGAGGGAGGUCGAGGCCGAGGGUACGACCGGCUUGGACUACAAGACGCUCCCAUACGUCGACCAGGCGGACAUGUACAAGACGGUGUACCAAGAGCUGAAGGAGGGCAACUGCCUCGGUAUCUUCCCGGAGGGCGGUAGUCAUGAUCGCACCGACCUGCUCCCUCUCAAGGCUGGUGUCUCCAUUAUGGCCCUCGGCGCAAUGGCCAACGACCCUAAUUGCAAAGUCCGCAUCGUGCCCGUCGGGUUGUCAUAUUUCCAUCCACACAAGUUCCGCUCGCGUGCUGUUGUUGAGUUCGGCACCGCCAUGGACGUCCCGCCCGAGCUCGUCGAUAUGUUCAAGCAGGGCGGAUCUUCCAAGCGCGAUGCUGUCGCGAAGCUACUCGACAUCAUCUACGACUCGCUCAAAGCUGUUACCGUGCGCGCUCCCGACUACGAGACACUCAUGGUCUGCCAGGCCGCGCGUCGGCUGUACCGUUCGCCUGGCCAGAACCUUACGCUGGGCCAGGUCGUCGAGCUCAACAAACGUUUCAUUGCGGGCUACACACACUUCCGGGACGAACCGCGCGUACAGGCGCUGAAGGAGAAGGUGCUCAAGUACAAUCGCCUCGUACACGACCUGGGCCUACGUGACCACCAAGUUCCAGGUGCUCGUAAGAGCAGCUGGAAGACGCUCGGCCUUCUCCUCUACCGUGUCGGUCUGCUUAGCGUCUGGAGUGUGCUUGCUCUGCCAGGUGUCAUCAUCAAUGGUCCCAUCUUCCUGACGGCUAGCAUCCUUUCACGAAAGAAGGCCAAGGAGGCGUUGGCUGCGAGCGUGGUCAAGGUUGAGGGCCGCGACGUGAUAGCGACAUGGAAGGUUCUCAUCUCGCUCGGCCUCACACCCGUCCUAUACGUCCUAUACGCCAUCAUUGCUACAAUCGUUGCAGCCAAAGCCGGUGCCCCACUUCGCUGGCGCAUAUGGACACCCAUCCUUGUCAUGACCGCCCUGCCGAUGAUCGGAUUUGGUGCUCUCAAGUUCGGCGAGGCAGGCAUGGACGUCCUCAAAUCUCUACGUCCACUCGUUGUUGCAUUGGUGCCUGGACAGCAGCGUUCUCUAGACCGCGCAAAACAAAUGCGAGUCGAGCUGUCCAACGAGCUCAUCGAAGUCAUCAACGAGUUCGCGCCCAAAAUGUACAGGGACUUCGACCGCUGGCGCAUCCUUGUCCCACAGGCGCAGGUUCCGCCGUCUUCGGAGGCAGCGCCUGCUUCAGUUGGGACUGUUGAUGGACAGGCGGAACUGCUCACGCAUCCAAUGACUUGGCUCGAUGAGCACCUUUUCGGAUGGACGACGAGCGCCAGGCGCGGAACAAGUGCAUGGGCAGGGAGAGGUAGCGGCGAGGCGAGUCGCGCUCCGAGCCCGGGUCCAGGACACGAUAGUGAUGAUGAUCAUGAGCACGGAGACUACGAACAUGUACUAGGCAUCGUGCGGGCGCUCGCGGGUGGAGAGCGUAGCGGUAACCGGAGCCGGGUCGGGAGUUAUGCGGACUUGCAGAAGAUGAAAAGCAACGGGGUUAACGGAAUGAGCCCUGUUGAGGAUAAGGGCAAGUCGACUGCUUUGGGCGGCGGCGAAGAUCGUGAAACGCACAGGCGACAACGGAGACCAACGCUCACUGAUGGAGUGCCCGUUGUACGGAUUGGGAGUUUGGAACGGGGCGCGGGGUUCGACGAGUGCACGCGGCAGAUUAACGGCGAGAUCGAGGAACAGCGGAACUCUCCCAAGCACGAGAAGUCACCGCAGUGA
Molecule: messenger RNA, 2373 nt
Organism: Peniophora sp. CBMAI 1063
Lineage: Eukaryota; Fungi; Basidiomycota; Agaricomycetes; Russulales; Peniophoraceae
Source: the annotation of a GenBank genome assembly